CGUGAUACAAACCAUAGUUGCGUGAAUGAAGCAUGUCGUCCCUCGUGCACGUUUUAUAAUCACAUUAAACUCCGCCGGUUUUGUAAAUAUGUUACAAGUUAUCGGGUUAAGUUUACAAGCUGUGUGAUUACAGCUUACAGCGCUGAUAUCAUUUCGAUUACAAUACGAUAGUUUUGACGUUUAACAUUCGACAACCAGUCGCCUUAUAAUACGUUGGCGGGAAGACGUUUUUUUUUAUAUUUUUUAAAUCACGGUGAAUAGUGUUGUGAUGUGAUUGAAUACGUUGAACUAUUAAGUAAUUAAUGUUAAUUUUGGAAUAUUUUCUGGGGAUUGUUUUAAUUUAUAUCAUUAGAUUAUUCAUUCAAACAAUAUAUCAAGAGAAUAAUCAAGCAGGAGGGAUGGCGGAGCGGGAGCAGGCGGGGCAAGAUGAACAGCAGGCGCGGUGCUCCUCCAGCGAGAGCGACAACUUCGAGAAGAUCGAUUCCACAGAUGUUGCUGAGAGCAGUGGCGAGCCAAAGUUCAUAGUUGGCGAUGAAGUGGUGGAGGAGCCGGAAGACGAGGGCCCUUCCCACGAGGGCAGGGAUUCUUUCCCCAACGCACCUCCUCCCAACAUCAGGAGAAUGCUGACGCCGGCACAGCAGCUUGCGCUAGCCGAGAAGAGAAGCAAACUAAGGCCAUCAAUGUCCCAGGGCACAGUCAUCCAUAGCCAUCGUUUCCAAGAGAAGGACUUCACAGUCGCCACACCUGAAGAAUUUGUGAGGAGAUUCCAAGGGACAAAACCUAUUAAUAAAGUGUUGAUAGCAAACAACGGUAUUGGUGCAGUAAAAUGUAUGCGUUCUAUCAGAAGAUGGUCCUACGAAAUGUUUCGCAACGAACGCGCUGUACGCUUCGUUGUUAUGGUGACACCGGAGGACUUAAAAGCGAAUGCAGAGUAUAUAAAGAUGGCGGACCACUACGUGCCGGUUCCCGGCGGCUCUAACAACAACAACUACGCUAAUGUUGAACUGAUUGUUGAUAUCGCUGUUAGGACACAAGUACAAGCAGUGUGGGCGGGCUGGGGCCACGCGUCGGAGAACCCCAAGCUGCCGGAGCUGCUGCACCGCGCGGGCGUGGUGUUCAUAGGCCCGCCGGAGAAGGCGAUGUGGGCUCUGGGAGAUAAGAUCGCCUCCUCCAUUGUCGCACAGACGGCGGAUAUACCAACGCUGCCUUGGAGUGGGAGUGAACUGAAGGCCCAGUACAACAGCAAGAAGAUCAAGAUAUCCUCGGAGCUGUUCGGCAAAGGCUGCGUGUCCUCGCCGGAGCAGGGCCUGCAGGCUGCCCACAAGAUUGGUUUCCCCGUGAUGAUCAAGGCAUCCGAAGGAGGAGGUGGUAAAGGUAUCCGGAAGGUGGAGAACCCCGACGACUUCGGCAACAUGUUUCGACAGGUGCAAGCGGAGGUGCCAGGCUCUCCCAUCUUCGUGAUGAAGCUGGCCAAGUCCGCAAGACAUCUGGAGGUUCAGCUCUUGGCUGAUCAAUAUGGCAAUGCGAUAUCCCUGUUCGGUCGCGACUGCUCCAUCCAGCGCCGGCACCAGAAGAUCAUAGAGGAGGCGCCCGCCGCCGUCGCCAGGCCCGAGGUCUUCAUUGAGAUGGAGAAGGCGGCUGUACGUCUAGCCAAGAUGGUGGGGUACGUAAGCGCGGGCACAGUGGAGUAUUUAUACGAGCAGGCGACCGGCGCCUACUACUUCCUGGAGCUGAACCCUCGCCUGCAGGUGGAGCAUCCCUGCACGGAGAUGGUGGCCGACGUGAACCUGCCCGCUGCGCAGCUGCAGAUAGCGAUGGGUCUGCCGCUGUACCAGAUCAAGGAUAUCCGGCUGCUGUACGGGGAGUCCCCCUGGGGAAUGUCGCAGAUCAGCUUCGAUGAGCCGAAGCAGCGGCCCUCGCCCUGGGGACAUGUCAUCGCAGCCAGGAUCACAUCGGAGAACCCUGAUGAAGGUUUCAAGCCGUCGUCCGGCACGGUGCAGGAGCUGAACUUCAGGUCGUCGAAGAACGUGUGGGGCUACUUCAGCGUGGCGGCGUCGGGCGGCCUGCACGAGUUCGCCGACUCGCAGUUCGGACACUGCUUCUCCUGGGGCGAGACCAGGGAGCAGGCCAGGGAGAACCUGGUGAUAGCGCUGAAGGAGUUGAGCAUCCGCGGUGACUUCCGCACCACGGUGGAGUACCUCAUUACGCUGCUGGAGACGCCCGCCUUUCAGGAGAACUACAUUGAUACCAGCUGGCUCGACGCACUCAUCGCUGAGAGGGUACAAUCAGAGAAGCCGGAUGUGAUGCUGGGCGUCAUCUGCGGCUCCAUCCUCAUCGCUGACAGCAUCAUCACAACGCACUUCCAGGAGUUCAAGAGUGCGUUAGAAAAAGGUCAGAUCCAGGCGUCAGGCGCGCUGUCCAACUGCGUGGAGGUGGAGCUGAUCCACUCGGGGCACAAGUACCGCGUGCAGGCCACCAAGUCCGGACCCACCUCCUACUUCCUCGCCAUGAACGGUAGCUUCAAGGAGCUGGAGGUCCAUAAACUGACGGAUGGAGGUACAUUACUAUCGAUGGAUGGAGCUUCAUACACCACAUAUCUAAAAGACGAGGUGGACAAGUACCGCAUUGUCAUCGGCAACCAGACGGUGGUGUUCGAGAAGGAGAAAGACCCCUCAAAGCUUCGCGCACCUUCCGCUGGGAAGCUCAUCAAUACACUGGUCGAAGACGGCGGACAUGUGGACAAGGGACAGCCGUAUGCGGAAAUAGAGGUGAUGAAAAUGGUGAUGACGCUGAUGGCGCCCGAGGCGGGCAAGGUGACAUGGACGCUGCGGCCCGGCGCCGUGCUGGACAUGGGCGCCCUCAUCGGCACUCUCGAGUUAGAUGACCCGUCCCUGGUGACGACGGCGCAGCCCUACAAGGGGCAGUUCACCCUGGAGGACAACCCCCACCUCUCGGAGAAGCUGAACCACGCCCACAAUAAGUUCAGAGCUAUAUUAGAAAACACGCUGUCCGGUUACUGCCUACCCGAGCCGUACAACACGCCGCGGUUGCGCGAAGUCGUGGAGAAGUUCAUGCAGAGUUUGAGAGACCCUUCACUCCCAUUGCUGGAGUUACAAGAGGUGCUGUCGUCGACGUCAGGUCGCAUUCCAGUGGCUGUGGAGAAGAAGGUGCGGAAACUGAUGGCGCUGUACGAGCGUAACAUCACGAGUGUACUGGCGCAGUUCCCAAGCCAGCAGAUCGCAAGCGUCAUAGACCAUCACGCGGGUUCACUGGCGAAGCGCGCGGACCGGGACGUGUUCUUCAUGAGCACGCAAGCUCUGGUGGUGCUGGUGCAGAGAUACAGGAAUGGUAUACGAGGCAGAAUGAAGGCAGCGGUACACGACUUACUCAAGCAAUACUAUCAAGUAGAGAGUAACUUCCAACUUGGUUCAUACGACAAAUGCGUGAUGGCGCUGCGGGACCGCUACAAGGACGACAUGCAAGCGGUCGCUAAUAUUAUUUUCUCACACAACCAAGUAUCCAAGAAAAAUCUACUGGUGACGUUACUGAUAGACCACUUGUGGUCCAACGAGCCCGGGCUGACCGACGAGCUGGCGGCCACGCUCAACGAGCUGACGUCACUGCACCGCGCCGAGCACAGCCGCGUCGCACUGCGCGCACGACAGGUGCUGAUAGCCGCGCACCAGCCGGCCUACGAGCUGCGUCACAACCAGAUGGAGUCCAUCUUCCUCAGCGCCGUCGACAUGUACGGACACGACUUCCACCCUGAGAACCUGCAGAAGCUCAUCCUCUCCGAGACCUCCAUCUUCGAUAUACUGCACGACUUCUUCUACCACACUAAUGCAGCGGUGUGUAACGCGGCGCUGGAGGUGUACGUGCGGCGCGCCUACACCUCGUACGAGAUCACCUGCCUGCAGCACCUCGCGCUCUCCGGGGAGCUGGGCGUCGUGCACUUCCAGUUCGUGCUGCCCACCGGGCACCCCAACAGGAUCCCUAUCAGCCAAUCAGAGAUCGAGCUAUCAUCAGCCCAGGACGCGGAGGGUGUGCCGGCGGAGCUGAGCGCGGCCGCCAUGCGCAAGUGUCACCACCGCACAGGAGCCCUCGCGGCAUUCCUCUCCUUCGAGCAGUUCGCACAGUACGCGGAUGAACUGCUGGACCUGGUGCAUGAUUUCGCCAGCUCCGCUACUGUUAGAAAAGAGGAUUUACAAGCGCUGCAAGAUGGCAGCGAAAGUCGCGAGAGUACCAGCAUUAAUGUGGGAAUGGACUACAAGCAGAUUGUAGAUGCGACUGAUGUGCCGUUAGAGCCUAUCCAUAUUUUAAUGAUCGGUGUCCGAGAUAACGGUGAGAUCGACGACGUGGCCGCGUCGCGUCGCUUCGGCAGCUUCUGCCGCGCGCACAGACACGACCUGCACUCCAAGAGGAUACGACGGAUCACCUUCAUGCUGCUCAUCAAACGUCAGUUCCCGAAGUUCUUCACGUACCGUGCGCGGAACGACUUCACCGAGGACACGAUCUACCGGCACCUGGAGCCCGCCUCCGCCUUCCAGCUGGAGCUGUACCGCAUGCGCAGCUACGACCUGGAGGCGCUGCCCACCAGCAACCAGAAGAUGCACCUCUACCUCGGCAAGGCGAAGGUGAAAAAAGGCCAGGAAGUGACCGACUACAGAUUCUUCAUCCGAUCCAUCAUCAGGCACCAGGACCUAAUCACCAAGGAGGCCAGCUUUGAAUAUCUACAGAAUGAAGGCGAAAGGGUACUGCUUGAAGCCAUGGAUGAGCUGGAGGUGGCGUUCUCCCACCAGCUGGCGAAGCGCACUGACUGUAACCAUAUCUUCCUCAACUUUGGACCCACAGUCAUCAUGGACCCUGCCAAGAUUGAAGAGUCAGUACUGGGCAUGGUGAUGCGGUACGGCCCUCGACUGUGGAAACUCAGGGUGUUGCAAGCUGAGAUACGCUUCACAUUAAGGAUGGGUACAAAUUUCCUUGCAGGUCCCGGAGCGCCGACUAAAAACGUCCGUCUUUGUCUCUCAAAUGGAUCCGGUUACUCUCUAGAUAUUUACACGUAUGAAGAAAUCUCAGAUCCUAGGACUGGUGUGAUAAUGUUCCACUCGUAUGGUGCCCGUCAAGGGCCGAUGCACGGACUGCCGAUCUCCACACCAUAUGUCACCAAGGACUACCUGCAGCAGAAGAGGUUCCUGGCGACAUCUCAAGGCACAACCUACGUGUACGACAUCCCGGACAUGUUCCGGCAGACCAUAGAGAAGCGCUGGCGGGAGUGCAUAGAGGAGGGCAGUGUCGAUGGUCCGGUGCCGGAUAAUGUGAUGACGUCAGUGGAGCUGGUGCUGGAGCCUGAUGGAGAUAGACACGUCGUUGAAGUCACACGACUGCCCGGGCAGAAUACUGUGGGUAUGGUUGCAUGGCGUCUAACCCUGCUGACGCCGGAGUGCCCUUGUGGUCGUGAUGUGGUCCUUAUAGCCAACGACCUGACACACUACAUGGGGUCAUUUGGACCUCAGGAGGACUGGCUCUUCUACCGCGCAUCGCAUUAUGCACGACAACAUAAUAUACCUAGGAUUUACGUGAGCGUGAACUCGGGAGCUCGUAUCGGUGUGGCGGAGGAGGUUAAGUCGGAGUUCAACGUCGCCUGGCUAGACGCUGAGAGACCUGAGAGAGGUUUCAAGUAUUUAUACUUGACCCCGGAGGCGUAUUCGCGGUUAGGUCCGCUAGGGUCAGUGAAAACCCAGCUUAUUGAUGACGAAGGCGAGGCUCGCUACAAGAUUACUGACAUUAUUGGUAAAGAGGAUGGUCUUGGUGUGGAGUGUCUGCGGGACGCGGGGCUGAUCGCGGGAGAGACCGCCCAGGCUUACGAGGAUAUCGUCACCAUCUCCAUCGUUACCUGCAGGGCUAUCGGCAUCGGAUCAUACGUCGUCAGGUUGGGCCACCGCGUCAUCCAGGUGGAUUCUUCAUACAUCAUCCUGACUGGAUACGCGGCGCUGAACAAGGUGCUGGGCCGCGCGGUGUACGCCAGCAACAACCAGCUCGGCGGGGUUCAGAUAAUGCACAACAAUGGCGUCACGCACGCGGUCGCGCCCACAGACCUGGAGGCAGUCAGGACCGCGCUCAGGUGGCUCUCCUACGUGCCCAAGGACAAGCUGAGCAUGGUGCCGAUAAUGCGUUGCGCGGACCCCGUGGACCGCGACGUGGAGUGGGUGCCGCCGCGCUCCGCGCACGACCCUCGCCUCAUGCUGACAGGAGACGCGCACAGACCAGGAUUCUUCGAUGCUGGCUCCUUCGAUGAGAUAAUGAGACCCUGGGCUCAGACUGUCAUCGCUGGUCGUGCAAGACUGGGCGGUAUCCCAGUGGGCGUGAUCGCGGUGGAAACUCGCACGGUGGAGUUCACUCUGCCCGCGGACCCUGCCAACCUCGACUCUGAGUCUAAGACAAUGCAGCAAGCGGGACAGGUGUGGUUCCCCGACUCAGCUUAUAAAACGUCACAAGCUAUAAACGAUUUCUCCCGUGAAAACCUGCCCAUUAUCAUCUUCGCAAAUUGGCGUGGGUUCAGUGGUGGACAGAAAGACAUGUACGAGCAAAUCUUGAAGUUCGGUGCGGAGAUAGUCCGCGCACUCCGCGGUGCUACUGCCCCCGUGUUAGUGUACAUCCCGCCGGGAGCUGAGGUGCGCGGCGGCGCCUGGGCCGUCAUAGACCCCAGUGUCAACUCACAGCAUAUGGAGAUGUACGCAGACCCUGACGCAAGGGGUGGUGUGCUGGAGGCGGAGGGUAUAGUGGAGGUGAAGUUCAAGCAGCGAGACAUCCUCAAGACGAUGCACCGCAUCGACCCUGAGUUGCUGCGGCUCGGAGCCAGAAUCUCAGAAAUGAAGGAGCAAAUGAAGGAAAUAUCGAAGAAUCUAGAUAGAAGAGGGUCUAUAGAUGAUGUACUAAUCAGAACCGACGCCGGAAAGCAAGCGGAGAGUAAAGUCCGCGAGUUGGAGACAGAUCUGCUCGCGGCGGAGAAGACUGUAAAAGCAAGAGAAAAGGAAUUAAGUCCUAUAUAUCACGAGAUAGCUGUACAAUUCGCAGAGUUACACGACACAGCGGAGAGAAUGUUGGAAAAGGGUUGUAUAUUUGACAUAAUCCCGUGGCGCAAGUCGCGGCGGCUGCUGCACUGGCGGCUGCGGCGGCUGCUGCGGCAGAAGGCGCAGGAGCGGCGCGUGCAGGCGGCCGUGCUGCCCGCCACGCACAUGGACCAGGGCGCCGCCGCCGCCACGCUGCGCCGCUGGUUCACCGAGGACCGCGGGGAGACGCAGUCCCACCAAUGGGAGCACGACAACGAGGCGGUGUGCAAGUGGCUGGAGGCGCAGGCGGGUGCAGAGGACUCGCUGCUGGAGCGCAACCUGCGCGCCAUCAAGCAGGACGCCGUGCUGCAGGCCUGCAACACACUCGUCAUGGAGCUGACGCCAUCACAACGCGCGGAGUUUGUACGGAAACUGACAGCUUUAGAAAUGGAACAAUAGACAAUUUAGUGUUAAAAAUGGAACAAAUCAACAUAUGCAUGUUUUUAUAUGAGUAUGUUCGCUUGGCUGUGUACAUUUUAUACUAUGUCGGUUAAAAUUAUACUUUAAAUCUGGG
Papilio polytes (common Mormon) is the source of this 7623-nucleotide messenger RNA. It is a transcript of the gene ACC, whose product is annotated as acetyl-CoA carboxylase. Lineage: Eukaryota; Metazoa; Arthropoda; Insecta; Lepidoptera; Papilionidae. Gene Ontology annotation, molecular function: metal ion binding; acetyl-CoA carboxylase activity; ATP binding. Gene Ontology annotation, biological process: fatty acid biosynthetic process. The coding region runs from base 303 to 7508 and encodes 2401 amino acids. The transcript is spliced from 55 exons. The record is from RefSeq and is a predicted model, not a curated record.